Molecule: messenger RNA, 588 nt
Organism: Penicillium griseofulvum
Lineage: Eukaryota; Fungi; Ascomycota; Eurotiomycetes; Eurotiales; Aspergillaceae
Exons: 3
Coding region: 1-588 (195 amino acids)
Source: RefSeq, a predicted model, not a curated record
AUGCGUUCUGUUAUCAUCCUUUCCGCUCUGGCUACUGCCGUUAUGGGCGCCAAUUCCACUGAUUCUGCCUACACUCUUCCUGCUGGAUUCAAUCCUGGUUUGGUGGAAAGCAGCGAGCGGAGCACCUGGUGCUUUGCCCAGCGUAACACUUGCCCUCAGAUUUGCGAGAAGGGCACCAAGCUCAACUCAUGCGACGCUUCCACUUUGCAGUUCACCUGUGUCUGCAGCGAUGGUUCCAUCCCCGAUGUGUCCCCCUACAAGGAGACCGUUCCUUUCUACGUCUGCCAGGCCGCUUUUGGCCAGUGCAUCGCCUCACACCCCAACGAUGCCGAGGGUCAGCGCGCCUGCAAGAAGGCUGCUGUCUGUGGCACCAAGAAUGCCAGUGAGAUAACCACCACUGCUUCUUCUACUAUGUCUUCCACCACUCUGGCCAUGGCCACUGCGACCGAGUCUUCCAGCUCCGAAACUUCCUCCGUGGCUCCUGCCAGCACUACCACUAACGCCGCUGUUGCUCUCGGUGACCUGUCUCAGUACUCCACUGGUCUGAUGGCUGGACUCAUGUUCCUUGCUGCACGCAUGGUCCUGUAA